GACCCCCCGUGACCCUGAUUAUUGGGAUGAGCGGUUUCAGAAGAUGGAUGGAUGGAUGGAUGGAUUUUAUUCUCUUUGGCUUGUAUUGACCAAGAGGCAAAUUGGCGCCAUUCCAGUCCGGCGCUCCGAUCCGUGUUUUAUGGUAGAUAAUCUGGAGGGGGGUCGCCCAGCAGAAGUUCUGCAGGAGCCGGAGGAGUUUGGAUCUGUGGGCAUCUCGGCAGGAUGCAGGAAAUUCCAUGCGCUUCAGCUCCGUGAGCAGCCGCGGUUAAAAGCCGAGUUAGAUGGGCACAGGGUGUCCGCCAGACGCUUCAUGUUAAGUUAAAGAUCUGAAAGUGACCAGUCUUAGUCUCGCUGUUACAUUCCAGCUCGGAGCCGGCGGGCGACUCCCCGGGCUUUUCUUCGCAAAGUGAAAGUAAUUAGAGACUCAUCACUGAGUAUUACUGAGCAGCCCCAUCCGCGGCGGAGAACAUGGCCCCCCCUGGCAGGAGAAGCGCGCUGGCCACCCUGCUGGGCAUUCUCUUCGUGUUAAUGCGAGCUCCGGAAAGCGCCCUGCUACACCAUGACGACGAAGAAAACGUCAUCGACCUCCUGGAAGCCCUGAACAUGACCCGCUCCAUCAGGGGUGUGACGAGGGCCAAGGGGCUGGAGCCCGGGGUCCCAGCCUGGAGGCUGCACCAGCGGGCCCCGCCCCUCACCCUGCCUCGGGAUUUCUCUGUCUACUUCCUCAGCUCUGUGCAGGGCGCCAUCGGCUUCCACUUCAUCGCCCAGCAGGCCAAGAGCUCGGAUGGAACGCUGAUCUCGCUGGUAUCACCCGCCGCCAUGAAGCAGGAUGGCCACCCACUGAUCCGGCUCCUCUCCAGCACCCGCACCAACCAGCUGCAGCUGGACUACCGCACCGCAGCUGCCCUGCAUCCUGCCAGCCUCCGCUUCCCCGGGGGCACGCCCUUCGCCGGCGGCCGCUGGGCCCGCGUGGCGCUCAGCCUGGAGACGCACAGGGUGGCGCUCUUCAUCAACUGCGAGGAGGCCGUCGUGUUGGAGAAGAGCCAGAGCGAGGAGCUUCUCAGUCUGCUGCUGCCACUGGACCUGGAGAUCACCUUGGCCAGCAUGCCGGGCAAGAAGGCCAGCAAGUUCCUGGGACACUUGCAGAGAGCAGAAGUUUCCAUGUCGGGAUACCAGAGACGACCCUGGCACUGUGAGAAUGCAUCAGACCUCCUUCCUCCCUCCAUGCUGAGUCAGAGAUCUGCGCAGACAUACCUUGAUGGCCCCCACCAAGAGAUCUUCAGCCUGCACUGGGAACCGCAGUCAGACAUGGUGCAAGAUCAGCCUCAGCGCACUCCUCUGGGACCUCCAGGGUUGCCACAUGGAUCAAGGGCACCUCCCAGUGGCCAGGAAGAGAGACUGCAGAGGCUGGAGCAGCAGUUGGAAACACUCCGUGUCAUGGUGGACAUGCUUAAAGCCCAGAACACAAAGUUGCAGACUCGGGUGGAAGACCUUGAAUUGUGCGAGUGCCGAAGGUCCACCUGCUUGUGGGAUGGGCAGGAGGUGCAGGAUGGUGCACGAUGGGAGAUGAACGGGCAGGAGGUGUGUGCCUGCACUGCGGGCAAGGUGCAGUGUGCUGUCUCUGAUGGCUGCUUUGUCGGCGGUCAGAGGUACCGUAACGGAGAGGGAUUUCGGCCGGACGCCUGCUCCAGCUGUGUGUGUCAGAGUGGCGCAGUACAGUGUGAGAAGGUGCAGUGCCUCCCCCUGUCCUGCCCGAAGCAGGACCGGUCCCCUGGGGAAUGCUGUCCCGUCUGCCUCACAGGCUGCGAGUAUGAAGAGAAAGUCUACGAAAACGGCACCAUGUUUGUGUCUCAGAGUAACCCCUGUAUGAACUGCUCGUGCUCUGACGGCCUGGUGAGAUGUUCCCCGGUACAGUGUCACCGCCCCCAGUGCUCGAACCCGGUCCAGAUACGUGGCCAGUGCUGCCCUACGUGCUCAGCGUGUGAUCUGGACGGGCGACCAACCCGAGACCCCUUCACCACCGCCGACGGCUGUCAGACCUGUAGCUGUCAGGGAGGUAAUCUAUCCUGUGUUGAUGUUCACCUCUGCCCUCGAACCUGCAGCCAUGGGCUGAAGCCUCCCCUGGACCCCUGCUGCCUGGACUGCUCCCGCUGUGUCUAUCGAGGCCGCGUAUUCCUGGACGGGGUGUCCUUCCUGGACGAGCAGGAAGUGUGCAGACACUGCACCUGCACAGUUGGGAAUGUGGUCUGUAUCACCCCACGCUGUCCUGUUCUGCAGUGUACAGCUGUCGAGACUGUUGACGGGGAGUGCUGCCCCAGGUGUAAAGGCUGCCAGGAUGGCGCAGGCCUCCAUGAACAUGGCUCAACCUGGCGGCACCAGCACAGACUGUGUUCCAUCUGCACGUGUUCGGAGGGCCAGGUUCAGUGUGUGGAGGAGCAGUGUAACAUCUACUGCAAGAACCCUGCAAGCCCUCUGCCAGGGUCUUGCUGUCCCGUCUGUGAUGGUUGCAGUGUGAAUGGUCUGGAAUUUCUGUCUGGGGAUCAGAUUCCCACUGCGAAUCGUUGCCAGGAGUGCAUGUGUGUGAGAGGAGACCUCCGCUGUGCCCCUGUCCCAUGCUCUGUGACACCCUGCCGGAACCCGGUACACCGACCUGGAGAGUGCUGUCCACGCUGCGAUGGCUGUGAAUAUGACUCUCAGCUCUACACUGACGGGCAGAAAUUUGUCUCCUCCCUGGACCCCUGCGUGAGCUGCCACUGCCUGGCUGGCCUGGUGUCCUGUGAGCGCCUGCAUUCAAACUGCGCCCCCCCGGCCUGCAGCCAUCCUGCCAGAAUACAGGGGCAGUGCUGCCCCUCCUGUGACACAUGUGAGUAUGAGGGUAGGGUCUACAUGAACGGCAAGACCUUCACGCCCCCGGGGAUCGACCCCUGUCUGCAGUGUACUUGCCAGGAUGGCAGUGUGAGCUGUCACCAGCAGCAGUGUCCUGCAGUCCAGUGCCGCAGCCCUGCGCUCGACCCCCAGCUAUGUUGUCCUUUCUGUAAAGUGUGUGUGGUGGACGGGAUGGAGUUUGAGGAGGGCACACAGUGGCAGCCGGACGGGCAGCCCUGCAACAGCUGUACAUGUAUCGAUGGGGAGCCCAUGUGUCGGGUGUCAGCGUGCCCCCCAGCAUCCUGCCUGCAUCCCAGCCGACUCAAUGGCAGCUGCUGUGCUACGUGUGACCACUGCACAUACAACCAGCGACUCUAUGACAGUGGACAGGAGUUCACUGAUCCCGACGACAUCUGUCAGCGGUGUACAUGUCAGGAUGGUACAGUGCAGUGCGUGACGGUCCAGUGCCCACGUGUGUCCUGCCCCAGCCCUCUGACUCCUCCAGGGCAGUGCUGCCCCCGGUGCCCAGGCUGUGCCUUUGAGAACCACAUGUUUAUGGAUGGAGAGCGGUUCCCCAGUCCUGUGAACCCAUGUCAGGAGUGCGUGUGUCAUGGGGGGCGCCUGGACUGCGUGGACACCCCCUGCCCACGGCCGGGCUGCAGCUCCCCGCUGCCUGGAACAUGCUGCCAGAACAACUGUAAUGGUUGCAGCUAUGCGGGAAAGGAAUACCCAAAUGGAAUGGAGUUUGCUCACCCUACGGACCACUGCCGCUCCUGCCACUGUCUCAACGGUAAUGUGCAGUGCUUGAUGAAGAGGUGCGCCCCACAGCAGUGCAGCAAUCCCUACAUGACCCCUGGAGAGUGCUGCCCCAAGUGUCCAGAGCUGCCACCCCCCUGCCAGCUCUCAGGGCGCCCCCACCUGCACGGUGAGCGCUUCUACGACCCGGCUGACGCAUGCCGCAUCUGUAUCUGCACCAAUGGCUACAUCAGCUGCCGUCACAAGCUCUGCAGCCCCGCCCACUGCAGCCAUCCUAUCCUGCAGGACUGCUGUCCCACAUGCGAUGGCUGCUCCUUGGGUGGGGCGGAGCUCACCAACGGCGAGGUGUUCCCUGAUGCCUCGGACCCAUGCCGAGACUGUGUGUGCCGCGAGGGCACGGUGACCUGUGAGUCCCGGCGCUGCCCCCCCGUGGCCUGCCCCUACCCUGUGGGGGGGCACUGCUGCCAGGCUUGUGAUGGGUGCAGCUACAUUGGGACAGAGUACCUUGACGGACAGGAAUUCCCUGACCCACGCGAUCCUUGCAGCCGCUGCAUGUGCGCCGCGGGUCACGUGACCUGCAGCCCCAAACCGUGUUACAGUGCCAGCUGUGCCCACCCUGUGACCCCACAGGGGGCGUGCUGUCCCACGUGCGAGGGCUGCCUCUAUGGGGGUGUGACGUUCACUGAUGGACAGUCAUUCCCAGAUCCUGGGCAGCAGUGCUCCGAGUGUGUUUGCAGGGCUGGGACGGUGCAGUGUGUGAGGAGGGCGUGUCCGCCAGCCCUGUGCCCUCACCCUGCCCCUGCAUCAUGUGACUGCCCUGUCUGUGACGGAUGCUUUUUCCAAGGUCGUACCCUUUUGGAUGGUGAAAGCUUCCCUGGGCCAAAAAGUGACUGUGAGGAGUGUAGAUGCUCAAAAGGGGAGGUGACCUGCGGUUGGAGACCGUGCCCCAAGGCGAGCUGCCCUCACCCUGAAACUGGCCCCUGCUCCUGCCCCCUGUGUGGGGGCUGCAGUUUUCACGGCCGCUCCUGCUCCAAUGGUGAACGAUUCCCACACCCUGAGGACAAGUGUCAGCUCUGUGUCUGUCUGAACGGCGGUGUCUCUUGCAUGCCGGUGUCCUGCCCCCCCGUGCCCUGCCGCGACGUGGCCCCCCCGCCCGGUGAGUGCUGCCCGGUCUGCCUGGGCUCCUGCCUCCACCUGGGCCAGCUGUAUGAAAGCGGCUCCACCUUCGAGUCCCUUGCUGACGGCUGCUCCUCCUGCACCUGCCUGAACAAGGUGGUGACGUGCCUCCAGAGGCCCUGCCCACGGCAGUGCUCCCACCCAGUGCCCUCUGCUAGCUGCUGCCCAUCCUGCGACUCCUGUCACUAUGAGGGCAUGAUCCAUGCCCACCUUGCGACUUUCAGCCCGGCCUCCAGUCCAUGCCAGCGCUGCAGCUGUAUACUGGGCAGUGUGAGCUGCAUCCCUGGGGUGUGCCCCCCCCCAUCAUGCCCCCACCCCAUCACCGUGCCUGGAGAGUGUUGCCCCAAAUGCCCAGUGUGCAGCCAUCAGGGGGCAGAGUACAGAGAGGGAGCUCGCUGGCUGUCGAAGGCGGACUGCCAGGAUUGUGUCUGUGUGGGUGGCGAGGUGCUGUGUGCACCCCCCUCGUGCCCCCAGCUGACUUGUGUGCACCAGGUGAUGGAUGAGGGAUCCUGCUGCCCGCGUUGUCGAGGUUGUGUCUAUAACGGAGAGACGCACGCGGAUGGCAGCACCUGGUUUGCCUCUAGUGCUCCCUGCAUGUCCUGCAUGUGCCUGGACGGUGUUACCACAUGCUCCGAGGUGCGCUGCGUGUCCCCCUGCGUGACGCAGGUGCUUGUCCCCGGGGAGUGCUGUCCCCUAUGUGCAGACUGUCUCUACAACGGCCACACAUACAGCCCAGGAGAGAGCUUCCACCUGACUGAUGACCCCUGUCAGAUCUGUACUUGCGAGGUCCUGCCCGAUGGUAUGCAGCACCUGCACUGUUACAGAAAGCUCUGUCCCAGCCUGGUGGACUGUCCCAAGAGCAACAUCCUGUUCUCCGGCCCAGAUCUCUGCUGUCCUGUCUGCGCCCAGCCCCUGAGUAACUGCACCAUCAGCCUUGGGGGCAGUGAGAUCCAUGCCACCGAUGACCCUUGCUACAGCUGCCAUUGUAAGGACCUGACCUGGACCUGCACCCACCGGGGCUGCCUGCCCCUUAGCUGCCCCCCCGCGGAGCAGUUCACCCCUCACGACGCCUGCUGCCCUGUCUGCCAGGAGUGUGUCAUCGAGAGUGAGAAUCGGCGUGUUGAAAGUGGAGUGAGAUGGACAGACAGCGCGGACGAGUGUGUCACAUGUGCCUGUAACCUGGGAUACAUUGAGUGCAGCAUCGAGGAAUGUGCCCCCGCCAUCUGCCAGGAUGGAUUUGUCAAGGUGAAGACUGCUGGCAAGUGCUGCUAUGAAUGCCAAGACCCCAAAGUCUCCUGCACCUACCAGGGCGUCAUCUUCCUGUCCAACGAGCACUGGCAGGUGGACGAGUGCACAAGCUGCACCUGCGUGUCAGGGGAGGUGCACUGCCGGACGGAGCGCUGCCCUCCUACACCCUGUGCCGCAGAUGAAACCCCGGCUCUCAUCCCCGGAAUGUGCUGCCCACACUGCAUACCAAGGCCAGCAACCUGCGUAGCGUUUGGGGAUCCCCACUACCGCACUUUUGAUGGGAAGAUGGUCAACUUCCAGGGGGCAUGCACCUAUGUGCUGGCAGAGGACUGUGAGGGAGGAGACUUCAGCAUUCACGUCACCAAUGAGGACCGGGGCCGCACGGGAGUGUCCUGGACUAAAGAAGUCACAGUCUUCAUCGCUGAUAUCGUGGUCCAGCUUCUGCAGGACUGGGUUGUCAUGGUCGAUGAUCAGACUGUGACCUUGCCAUUCCUCAGGGAGCCUUAUGUCUACGUGGAACGCAAGACCAGUACCAUCUUGCUGAACACUAACAUUGGAAUGAAGGUGUUGUGGAACAGUAGAGGGCACAUAGAGGUCAGUGUCCCGGGAACAUACAAGAGCAACGUGUGCGGCCUGUGCGGCAACUUCAACAACUACCCCCAGGAUGACAUGCGGCUCCGGAGUGGGCAAAUGGCAGCAAGCGAGGCAGUAUUCGGGAACAGCUGGAAGGUCCAUAGCAGUAAUGGCACAGUGACUCACUGCCAUGAUGGGCAGGACACGGACCCUUGCAAGGAGGCCGGCUAUGCAGCACGCAAGGUGGCCAACGCACGCUGUGGUGUACUCAAGUCAGCUGAGUUUGAGCUGUGCCACCGGGUGGUGCCGCCUGAGAUGUUCUAUGCCGCCUGCGUGUACGACCUGUGCGCCUGUGGGUCCAAUGUGGAGGAGUGCCUGUGUGACGUGUUGGGGGCGUAUGCUGCUGAAUGCCGGCAAGCUGGCGUGCUCCUGCGUUGGAGGUCCCCCACACUGUGUGCGGUGGGCUGCCCUCUGGACCGUGGCUUUGUCUUUGACGAGUGUGGCCCCCCCUGCCCGAAGACCUGCUUCAAUAAGGACGUGCCCCUGGGGGUUAUCGAGUCGCACUGCUUCAAGCCAUGUGUGCCAGGGUGCCAGUGUCCAGCCGGGCUCUUGGAGCAUGAGUCGCACUGCAUCGCUCCCGAGGCCUGUCCCAAGAUCAUCUACGGCAACUCAUGAGGGACAAACUGAGCGGCCCAGAGCACAACUGAUGUGCUCAGUGUUUACAUUUUGGAGCAGUUUUUAAGUACUACCCACAAGUAAUCGAUGUGCCUUUAUCUUAAUGUUUUAUAAGCAUUUUUGGACAAGCGUACAUGUCUCUCCUGGGAGUGGUUCUGCUUUUCCGGCAAGCCGUGUGAGCCGGGAUUCAGAGCUGGGAUCUUUCUGGAGAAUAUGAUCACUGGGAAUUUCACAACGAACCCCUGAAGUGUGGAAAGGAAACACUAGAGCAGAAUCACGAUACCAGCACAAGAGCACAGUUUCCUGGGUCACACAGAAAAGCACAGCUUCACGUUUCAGGCAGAAGAGUUCAGAUUCCUGGCUCAUGCAAAAGAGCACAGCUUCCUGGCUCACAGAGCAGCACAGCUUCCCGUCUCAGGCAGAAAAGCACAGAUUCCUGGCUCAUGCGAAAGAGCACAGCUUCCUGGGUUGCGCAGAAGCACACAGCUUCCUGCCUCACGCAGCAUGGCACAGCUUCCUGGCUCAUGCAGAAGAGCACAGCUUCCUGGCUCAUGCAGAAGAGCACAGCUUCCUGGCUCAUGCACAACAGCGCAGCUUCCUGGAUUACACACAACAGCACAGCUUCCUGAAUUACACACAACAGCACAGCUUCCUGCCUCACGCAGCACAGCACACCUUCCUGUCUCACACACAGCAGCACAGCUUCCUGGCUCACGCAGAAGAGCACAGCUUCAAGGUUCAUGCAGAACAGUACAGCUUCCUCGCUCAUGCAGAACAGCACAGCUUCCUGCCUCACGCAGCACAGCACACCUUCCUGUCUCACACACAGCAGCACUGCUUCCUGGCUCACGCAGAAGAGCACAGCUUCCUGGCUCACACAGAAGAGCACAGCUUCAAGGUUAAUGCAGAACAGUACAGCUUCCUCGCUCAUGCAGAACAGCACAGCUUCCUGGCUCAUGCUCUGUGCCCAUUUGUGUUUAAUGACAUGUUAUGGGAAUAAAAUGUGAGUUCUCUGGAAGGGACCAUAGUCGGAGCGGCUCAGGGCGAGCGGCUGUGAGGGUCCACGAACUGCUGAGUUUUGGAGUGAAAGCUGAUCGUACUGGAGGUGAUAGGCGAGGCCCUCUGCUGUUUGAGACAUGUGGCAAGUAUGCCAGGAGUGGUGAUAAUGAGGGCGUAAUGCUCGCAGCGUGCUGUGGGAAAGGCGUAUGAGGUAAUCACCCCUGUGAUCAGCAUGUACAAAUCUGUAUUUAUUUUCACGUUGCUAAGUUUGUUAUGCAUUCUAGAAUAUUCUGUUUGAUGCCGGCUGGGGAACGUGGGUGUUUUGAAGAUGCUUUUCUUGUUCAGUCUGAGAUGGGAUGCAGCCAAAGAUGGGAGGUAGAGAGCUCAGUCUUCGAUGAGUCCAAGCGCCAUUAAGGUGCUGGUCGCUCCCUGUACUGAAUGAGUAUAACAUGGUAUGAGUGAGUAUAAUAAGACGUAAAUGGGGAUAACGGCAUAAUUUGUUAAUGACCACUGAAGAGUCACUGUUCCAUCCGGAGGGUGGUAACAGCCGGCCAUGUGUCACUUUGGAAGCAGGUCACCACUGCCUUGAGAACAGGGAACACCUUAUUUUACAUUGUGCUUUGCCUUUUGACUCGUGCAUAUCUGUUUCUUUUAUUGUUGACUAUAUAUAUUUGUGUAAUUUUUACUUGGAUCAAUAAAUCUUUCCCUCUUAA
Messenger RNA from Paramormyrops kingsleyae, 9005 nucleotides. Lineage: Eukaryota; Metazoa; Chordata; Actinopteri; Osteoglossiformes; Mormyridae. The record is from RefSeq and is a predicted model, not a curated record.